Kalmanozyma brasiliensis GHG001 is the source of this 2910-nucleotide messenger RNA. RefSeq names its product Cation/H+ exchanger. The transcript has a single exon. The record is from RefSeq and is a predicted model, not a curated record. Gene Ontology annotation, biological process: proton transmembrane transport. Gene Ontology annotation, molecular function: antiporter activity. Gene Ontology annotation, cellular component: membrane. Lineage: Eukaryota; Fungi; Basidiomycota; Ustilaginomycetes; Ustilaginales. Bases 1 to 2910 code for a protein of 969 amino acids.
AUGUCGCACUUCUUGAUCGCGCGCGCUGCUAGCAGCGACAGCGUCAUUGGCGGCGCUGACCCCACCAAGUUUGAAACUUCCAACCCGCUCCGACUCUUCAUCAUCCAAGCCGCCAUCAUCAUUAUCGUCACGCGCGUCCUCGGUUUCCUGCUCCAGAAGAUCCGUCAACCUCGUGUCAUCGCAGAAGUCAUUGGCGGCAUCUUGCUCGGUCCCACCGCCAUGGGCCGCAUCCCUGGCUUCACCCAGCACAUCUUUCCUCCUCAGUCCCUGCCAUAUCUCAACCUCGUCUCCACUCUGGGUCUCGUGCUCUUUCUCUUCCUCGUCGGUCUCGAAGUCGACACUCGUGUCAUUCGUCGCUGCGCAAAGGAAUCCACCGCCAUCAGUCUCGCAGGGAUGGUGCUGCCAUUCGGUAUGGGAGCCGCUGUCUCAGUCGGGAUCUACAACACCUUCAUCGACAAGGAGAACGUCUCUUUCGGCCACUUCAUCCUCUUCACAGGUGUCGCAAUGGCCAUCACUGCUUUCCCCGUGCUCGCUCGCAUCCUCACCGAAACCAAGCUGCUCUACACCAAGGUCGGCGUCAUUGUCCUCGCUGCCGGUGUGGGCAACGACGUCGUCGGCUGGAUUCUGCUCGCCUUGACCGUAGCACUCGUCAACGCCGACACGGGCCUCACCGCCCUCUACAUCCUCCUUUGCGCCAUCGGCUGGAUCCUCAUGCUCUUCUUCCUCAUCCGCCCCGCCUUUAUCUGGCUCGCUCGCCGCACUGGAAGCUUCGAGAAUGGCCCUAACCAGGUCAUGAUCAUGAUCACGCUCCUGCUCGUCCUCGUUAGUGCUUGGAUCACCGACAUCAUUGGCGUGCAUCCCAUCUUUGGUUCGUUCCUUGUCGGUCUCAUGAUUCCGCACGAGGGCGGCUACGCCAUUGCUCUCACCGAGAAGAUGGAGGAUCUUGUGCUCGUCAUCUUCUUGCCCAUCUAUUUUGCGCUCUCGGGUCUCAAGACCAACCUCGGCGAUCUCAACUCUGGUAUUGCAUGGGCAUACACCGUUGCGAUCAUUGUCAUCGCCUUCUUCUCCAAAUUCAUCGGCUGUGCUGCUGCGGCCAAGGUAUUCGGCUUCAAUUGGCGCGAGUCGGCUGCAGUGGGCACGCUCAUGUCGUGCAAAGGUCUCGUCGAGCUGAUCGUGCUCAACAUCGGCCUUUCCGCUGGCAUUCUCGACACGCGUGUCUUUUCCAUGUUUGUGCUCAUGGCUGUCGUGUCGACGGUCAUCACCACGCCCUUGACCCUCUGGAUCUACCCGGAGAGCCACCGCACCAGCCUCGACGAUGCUUCCACCCACUCGCACCACGGCGGCAAGACCAGCACGGGCGAAGAGGAGGACGAUCACGACACCAGCUCGCGCCUGUCGCCCAAGCGUCUGCUCGUCGUACUCAGCAGCUUUGAGCACCUCCCCGGUCUCAUGACCCUGGUUCAGCUCAUGCAGCCCACGCUCGCCGCUGCCAACCCUGGCACGAGUGCCGAAAGCGAUGUCGCGUCCCAGGGCUUGCGUCACCGCAGAUCCAAGCAAGCUUCCUCGGGCACGCACAGCGAAGCUAACGAAAAAUCGACCGACACUGGCGAUGACGACGAGCCGUCGGUCAAUGGCGCUGAAUACCAGCCACCGGUUUUGGCCUCGGAGGCACCGUAUGCUUCAGCACUCGGCGGCCGCUCGCAAGCUCAGAUCAGCAUCGACGCUCUGCGCCUCGUCGAACUCACCGAUCGUACCUCGGCUGUCAUGAAGGUCUCCGAGUCUGAAGACACGAUGCGUGCCGACCCCAUCAUCAACGUCUUCCAGACUUUUGCGCAUCUCAACGGUCUGCCCGUUCAGUCGAGCAUGUCGGUCAUCCCUCAAGAGGAGUUUGCCACCGCCGUCACUCGUCGCUGCAAGCACGCUGGUUCCAAUUUUAUCAUUCUGCCCAUGACCCUCUCGUCGGCGCGCUCGAAUGUCAACAGUGGUGCUUCUGCCGGACAGGACGCUGCUCCAGUCGCGGGCCCCUCCUCGCCUUUGGCUGCAACGCUCGCCAACCCGCUCGAGAACCUCUUCGGUGGCGGAUGGGCUUCGAACCCCUCGGAAGGCUUGAAGGGCCGAUACUCGGCACAGCACUUCAACGUGGUCCGCAAGAUCAUCCAGACGGCCGAGACGGACGUGGGCCUGCUCAUCGAGCGUAAGGUCACCAAUAAGCGCAGCCAGCAAGGCCUCUUCUCUCGUGUCGGUACGCAGCACGUCCUGCUCGCCUUCAUGGGUGGUCCCGACGACCGAGCCGCUCUCGACCUCGUGGCCAGGCUGUGCGCUAACAACCGCAGCCUCUCGGUGCUCGUCGUCCGCAUGAGCCGUAUCUCGUCCGAGGAAGCGGGUGAAGACCAGCUUCCCACUGUGCCGCCGACGGUACACCACGAGCUGAGCCUCAACUACACGCACCAAGCGGCGCUUCGAGCGGGCGGAUCCAACAUGGACACUGUAUACCCCACGCAGCACGGUGCUCGUGCAGGUGUCCCACUUCAAUCUGCCCUCGAAGCGACGCUCGAGGACGACCUUGCGCUGCAACGCGUUGAGGACCAAAUCGCCGCUGACAGGUUCAACGGCCGACUCACGGUUCAGAUCGUCUCCACGGCGCGACCCCUGCGCGAGCUGAUCCAUUUGACGGAGACGCACCAACCCGCUAUCGUCGUCGUAGGUCGUGGGAGGAGGAACCCCACCCAGACGCACCGGGACGAGCUCAAGGCCUUGAUUCAGACGCACCACUCUGGCGACGCCGUGGAGCGCCAGCUCAACAGCGAAAUCACCAAGGUCAUUGGCGAACCUGCUACCGCGCUCACUUUCAGCAACGGCGCGAGUAGCACGCUUGUCAUUGCGGCUGGCUUCACCGCUGCUCGCCGCUAG